Trichomonas vaginalis G3 is the source of this 876-nucleotide messenger RNA. Its product is annotated as ATPase activity, coupled to transmembrane movement of substances. The record is from RefSeq and is a predicted model, not a curated record. The coding region runs from base 1 to 876 and encodes 291 amino acids. NCBI's taxonomy places the organism in Eukaryota, Parabasalia, Trichomonadida, Trichomonadidae. The transcript has a single exon.
AUGUCUUUAUACGACGAGUAUGCUAUACAUAUCCCCAAGUCUCCACACAGACGUAGAUCCGCAAUUUCUCGCAGAACUUCAAGCAUCAUGGAAUUGAUGCCAGAAGAUGAUGAACAAAGUCAAAUAGAACAUGAUCAGAAGUAUCACCGCUUUGCAUCACAGUACAGAGCCAUGACGUACAGAAAAUGGAUUGCAAUCAAAAGAUCAUUUGGUCCAUUUAUUUCAAACAUCAUUGUCACAUUAGUUGUUUCAUGCUUGGCAAUUUUGAUUAAGUACAUGACAGCAGCAGUUUACAAGGACACAUACAAAACAUUUGAUUUCUCUGCUUACCCAUAUAAAGCUGAUAACUUGGUUGUUAUUGCAAGUGAUUACGAAAACAACUACGCGAAUAAGCCAUUCCAGAAGAAAUACAUAGAUUCAAUCAGAUCUCUUGUUAAGACAGAUAUUGGUGUUUACCCAACACUACACGUUUUCAGCAAUCAGACAAGUGCAGAUGACUACCUUUACAAGUGCAGAGAGAAUGGAACAUAUAUUGCUAUGGGAUUCAUCCUUCCAGACGAAUUCAGUGCAACUGGUGGAAACAACAUCUCUCUCAUUUGGAAUGAUACAUCAGAAGCUGACUCAAACACAUACCAGUCAAUCAACAACUCUUUCAUCGGUUACUGCAUCAUGUACAGAGUUGAACUCGCAACACUCGCAAAGAUACCAGAUUUCGAUGAUGAAAAGUUCUCAAUGAUCCCACAAGAAACGAAAGAUGCCAUGAACAAGGAGUUCACAGACAGGAACAUCAAGAAGGGAAUCGACUUCAAGGUCAUAUACACAGUCCUCACUGGAAGUUCACAAGAUUCGUUCUUCGCGAUGAUGUCCCGAUGUUGA